Electrophorus electricus (electric eel) is the source of this 5647-nucleotide messenger RNA. It is a transcript of the gene whrnb, whose product is annotated as whirlin b. Gene Ontology annotation, cellular component: photoreceptor inner segment; stereocilium tip; plasma membrane. The record is from RefSeq and is a predicted model, not a curated record. Gene Ontology annotation, biological process: auditory receptor cell stereocilium organization; sensory perception of sound. Gene Ontology annotation, molecular function: protein binding. Lineage: Eukaryota; Metazoa; Chordata; Actinopteri; Gymnotiformes; Gymnotidae.
AGGAAGGCGAGCGGUCCACGGCACACGAGCUGAACGCGGCAGGAAAGUUGAAGCGCGCGUCUCCGACGUUACUAUGCUGCUUUUCACUCUGCAAUUGUUUUAUCUCUCCGGCUGUUCACUAAUACAACUGUUUGGGGUGGAAUGAACUCUCACACACUUCGAUACCUCGUUGGACUUAAUUCAUUAAUGGUAUGGCUUUUCUACAUUUGUUUCUGCCGAAACAGUACAAUUUUCAAUUCUAGUCAGCUUUUUGCAUAUCUAACGGGAGACCUACAUAUACCUUUGCUUAGAAUUAUAUAAUGGGCCUUUAUGGUGUGAUUUUUAUUUUAUUUUUUUCUUUCAGUAUCCUUUUAAACUUUAUAUUAGCCUUUCAUAAGUGAGGACACACUUAACCGAUUCUGCCCGAUAGCAAGGUUUAGCAAGCAACUAAAUAUGACGAGUCUUAUCUGCAAACAAGGCUACAUGGAACAAGUGCGGUGCGGUUCUGUUCCACGAAAAGAGGGGACGCUACUUCAGCGCUUUUCUCAGUGCGUAAUCUGAAAUCUUCCCACGACAUUGUUCUUUUGCUCGAGUUAAAGGAUGAGCACAGAUCUGGAGCGCGCGUCGCUGAAAUCGGGUGCGAACUCUAUGGGGUCCGGCGGGCGCGCAUUGUCCGUUAACGUGAAGAAGCUACAUAACGCGCUCAACGUGUUGCUCAACGACUUCGAGAGAGAGCAGUUCAUCCACUGUCUCAACGUCUACCACGCCAAGCGCAAUGUAUUCGAUCUUGUUCAGACUCUCAAAAUCAUUCUCAAUACACCUAGCAAACGCCAGCUGUUACCCAUGCUGCGCCUCGUUAUCCCACGCUCAGAUCAACUGUUGUUUGACCAGUACACUUCAGAAGGUCUCUAUUUAAAAACAGAACUGUUAACAACUGCCGUCAACCCACAGUGUCCCGACGAAAUAAAUAAUACAAAUAAUAUAAACGUGCAUGUCCGAACCCCCUCAGUCCACUUUGUCGAGCAGCAGGAACAGGCUCAGCCUUGCCACGUAACUUCACAGCCGUUGCCCGAUAUCAGCACCACCGCUGAGGGAACAGCGCCCGCAGUCCCGAGCCUAACCAUGGCGCAGACGCAUGAGGCGCCCGACGAAAUCCGACAGGUUACCCUGAAACGCAGCAAGAGCAAUGAGGGAUUGGGCUUCAGCAUCCGGGGCGGUUCAGAACACGGAGUAGGAAUCUACGUCUCCCUGGUGGAGCCAGGAUCCUCAGCAGAGAGAGAGGGACUGAGAGUUGGAGACCAGAUCAUCACCGUCAAUGACAUGGUUUUUGACCGAGUCACCCAUGGAGAGGCAGUUAAGGUGCUAAAGGGCUGCAAGAAGCUCUCCAUGUCUGUCUGCUCGAUGGGCCGGAUCCCCGGGGGCUACGUGACCAAUCACGUGUACACGUGGGUGGAUCCUCAGGGCCGCAGCGUGUCCCCGCCCAUGGAUGUGCCGGAGCACAUCGGAGCAGGCGGCCGACACUCGGACACCCAGCGAUGCGGACUCGGCCACGGGCACAAGUCUCAGCAGUGUGCAGAGAGGAGGGUCAACCUCUCCUUGGAUGAUGGCCGUUCACUGGGUCUGAUGAUCCGUGGGGGAGCAGAGUAUUCCCUGGGCAUAUACAUCACCGGAGUGGACCGGGACUCGGCUGCUGAAUAUGGAGGUUUGAAGGUUGGGGAUCAGAUUCUGGAGGUGAAUGGGCAGAGCUUCCGCAGCAUCCCGCAUGACGAGGCCGUGCAGAUCCUGAAGUCUUCGUGCCACAUGCACAUGGCCGUACGGGAUGUGGGCCGUCUCCCUCACGCCCGCACCAUGGUGGAUGAGACCAAGUGGAUCCCCAGUCCCUGCAUUGCCGAGAGCUCUGCUGGUGCCUCCGCCCAGAGUCUGUCAGCUGAUGGAGUCGGAAGCUCCGGAAAGCCGGUGUGUUGCAAGGGCAUGGUGGCCCCAGCUAUAACUGUUGCGAUGACCCAGACAAUAACCCCAGUGAUGACCCCAGUGAUGGCCCAGGGCCAGGCACGGGUGCGGAGCUCUCUGGAGGAGCAGGCCUACCUGCUGCUGACAGAGACAGAAAGGCAGACCAUGAGCUACUACCUGCAGGAGUACCAGCGUGGUCACAUCGGCGUGGAGCCCCUGGCCAUGGCCUUGUUCGAGCUCUUCAACACACAUGCCAAGCUCACCCUCCUGGCUGAGGUGCGUGCUCUCAUUGCCACCCAGGAUCUGGAACGCUUUGAUGGGCAGGUAAUGCUCCACGAGAUGGAGGCGUGGAGGGCCCGGCAUGAAGAUCUGGGCCCGCCUCAGCACCCCGAUGCCAUCUGUGCCUCUCACCCUGAGAUCCAUGACCCAGUUCUCUGCCAGAUGACUGCUACAGCUAUGGCCUAUGCUAAGAACGAGAGCAGGAUGGAUGGAAGCGUGGAGGCAGGACCUGCGGGGGAGCGGCUCCCGCUGCCAGAUAUAACACUGGAUGAUGUGCGGUCAUCGUCGGAAUCUCUGGCUGAUCUCAGACCUGCCCCUUCCUCUAGUACCGGCGGAUUCAGGCACGCGAGUCCGAAGGGCCUGGCUAGACGUCCCUCAUCGAAGCUCUCCCGCCCUGGUGUGCUCUUUUCUGCCCCCUGCAAGAAGCACCAGGAGAGCCACCCCCAGAUGCCCCCGCAGACACACGCCCACCUGCCUGCCCACGCCCACUCUCACCCGCACCUGCCCUGCUCCGCUAAAACCUCCCCAUGCGCCAUGCACUACACCUCUGCCCCCUGCUCCACCCACCACACUCCUCCUCCUCCCUGCUCCCACCAUCGCUCCUCCCCAUGCUCCGCCCACCACGCCACCGCCCCUCCCCCCAAAGACCUCGCUCAGUUCCUGCUGAGCAGGCAGGCGGCUGUGCAGUCGCCUCUCCCAGGGACGCCCCACCGGACGCCCAGCACCUCGUCUCGCUCCUCUCCCUCUCUCUCACCAUCGCUGCUCGUCCCUGCGCCACCGCCCUGCAGCCCAGAGAAGCCUGAGGCCUCGCGCCCCGCCCACAUUCCUGGCCCCGCCCCUUGCACCGCGACGAUGGAAGAGCGGCAGCAGGCCCAGCCGCGCGGGGCCACACUCUCCCAGCUGUCUGACAGUGGACAGACUCUGAGUGAAGACAGUGGUGUGGACAUCGCAGAGGCAGGUGCUCUAAGUAAGGAUGGCAGCCCCCGGCCGGGUAAAGCCGCUCCUCAGCAGGCUUCAGGGGAGCCUCGAGGGGCAGGGGUUUCCACACAGGCCCCCUCCCAACUGACCAGGUUGCCUGAGCCUACUCUGGUUCGCAUGGCGAAGUGUGCCAACACUCUGGGCAUGGCAGUGGAGGGAGGUGCCAACACCAGACAGCUUCUGCCUCGCAUCGUCACUAUACAGAAAGGGGGCUCGGCAUAUCUAAAUGGGAAGCUGAGGGUGGGACAGGUGAUUCUGGAGGUAAACGGGAUGCCCCUGAAGGGCAUGGAACAUCGAGAUGCCACACGCCUCAUUUCCGAUGCUUUCAAGACCAAAGAGAAAGACCACAUCGACUUCCUGAUCGUCGAGUUCAACGGUGCUCUGUAAGAGGUGACCGAGAAAAGCUGCACUUGAGCCAAGAAGGUGAAGAGACCUUGCACUUUAUCGAACUUGAGCGAAGGAAUUCUGGGUACGAAUGUGUGCAGCAUGACUCAGUGUCAGUGGGAUUAGACCAAAACUGUCUUUCGACUUGUCAGAUAUUCCGCCCCCCCCGUGAAACAAUGACUUCCAGGCACCCUUUUUAAGGUCGGAGUAACGACAUCAGAUGUCCCCAGUUGCCUUUCCAUCGAGUGACUAUGUUCUCAUUAAGCUCCUCCUCCUCCCUGCUAGGAGCUGACGUACGCCCCAAAGGGCCACCCUGGCGCUGUAUCUGGGCCACGGGGGUUUAUGAUGUUGGGUAAUAUGAUGGGACAAAUGAGGGGUUUUAUAUUGUCUCAUGAGUGCAAUCUUGAUUCAGGCCAUGCGUUCAAGGACAUCCCACACUCACACUGCUGCCUGGCACUCGCCAGAGCCUUGUGCCGGUAAUCCAUUCCGCCUGAGCGCGAUCGUUAUUGGCGACUAGAGGUCCACCCCGAUUCCCUCUCACUCCCAUCAUUUAUGAGAUGGUUAGGGGCUUAUAGUGCUUUGGACACAGCUGUAGCCAAACAGAAAAAAUAUUCUAGGCUGAAGAAAAGCUGCAUGAGACUGUUUCCAGAGUGUAUGGUUCGCUGGCACACUUCAACUCAUCCACCAUCACCUGUAACCUGACACAGUUUAACAGAGGAUACUAAGAGAUUCAUUCAGUGCCCUGUAUUUUAGCGACAAGGAACAGUAGGAUAUUGUAAUAAGAAGGAGUGUUGUUUUGUUUCCUUUCAUUUUCUGCAGCUAUUUGAGAGUGCCACAUUUGAGUUGUUUUAACGAUGUAGCCGCUUAGUUUUGCAAAGGCGAGGUUUUGGCGAAGGGAACUAGAGAUGCAGGGGAGUUGCACCAAACCAAUGGCUCUUUAUCCACCAGUUUAGGGCGAGACAUGGGGGAGAACAGAACGAGUCAUUCACCAGCUUAGGGCGAGACAUGGGGGAGAACAGAACGAGUUAUCCACCAGCUUGGGGAGAGACAUGGGGGAGAACAGAACGAGUUAUCCACCAGCUUGGGGAGAGACAUGGGGGAGAACAGAACGAGUUAUCCACCAGCUUGGGGAGAGACAUGGGGGAGAACAGAACGAGUUAUCCACCAGCUUGGGGAGAGACAUGGGGGAGAACAGAACGAGUUAUCCACCAGCUUGGGGAGAGACAUGGGGGAGAACAGAACGAGUUAUCCACCAGCUUAGGGAGAGACAUGGGGGAGAACAGAACGAGUUAUCCACCAGCUUAGGGAGAGACAUAGGGGAGAACAGAAUGAGUCCAGGCUGAGAGUGGCUCAAGCCUCCUGUUCCUCACCGCUCUUCAUCGCUCUUUUCUUAUUUGUAACAGUGGCUGCAUUGUUGGUUAGCCUCAAAGGCAUUGUGGGGUUUAGGUCAUGAUGCUCAAAGCAAUGACAGACCUGUUUUAAGAAUGUCCUGUGAUGAGAUGUUUAGACUGAUGUGAUAUUGACAUAUUUAUUGGUAUUUUUGAGAUAAACAAAUAUCAUUCAGUAAUAUGCAGUUCUUAUUUGUUUAUCUAAAUGCAUCUAAUAACCCCCAAAAGGCUCUAUGUAACAUACAGAGCAUUACUGUAAAUAUGAAUAUAUUAAAGCUGUAUAUAUUGGUAAAUAUAUUUUAUUUAACUAUUAUUGAUUUGUAAAUGCAGUCAUGAGCUCAUGAUUUCAGUAACUUUAUCAAUGAUAUAAUGACCUUUAUUCCUGUAUGUACUCAAAACCUUACCUUAUAGGGUAGAUGAACUUUAAUACAGUGCAGUCUGUAGGUGAUGUUCUGCUUCUCUGCAAUGUCUGAGCCAAGAAAGUCACUGGAAGAGUUGACAGUUCUCAGCGCUGUUUGAGAUGAAAAUGGGAAAUCUGGCUUAAGAGCUUUCAGCUCAAGUUACUGAUUUGAACAAAGCAGCCCAUUAAUUGUGUAAUUAGAGACUGACUCAGCAUUUUGCUGUUGUUGCUUGUAAUAUUUAUGGUUCAUGCUACUUUGAAAACAUGAAUUAAAGAUUUAGUAACUUAA